This is a messenger RNA of Kwoniella botswanensis, 783 nucleotides long. RefSeq lists its product as uncharacterized. The record is from RefSeq and is a predicted model, not a curated record. Bases 1 to 783 code for a protein of 260 amino acids. Lineage: Eukaryota; Fungi; Basidiomycota; Tremellomycetes; Tremellales; Cryptococcaceae. The transcript has 9 exons.
AUGUUGAGGAACUCCUUAUCCAUUCUUUUCGCAUUACUGUUCACUCUCCAGCUAAUCUCAGCGACGGCCAUCAACAGAUGGGACGAACGACUGCCUUGUAAAACCAAUGCAGAAUGUUUGAAGAAAGGUCUACCGCUUAGGAAACCUUCUCCUGUAGUCAAGCGAGGAGCCUUACAUCCUAGACAAUCUAACACAGUCUCCUCCACGUAUAGAAUCAGCGUAUUUAGAGGUCAAGGUGUUGUAGGUUUUCUGGAUAAGACCCCAAAUGCCAAUGGACAAUAUACGAUGUCCCAGGACGCGUCCCAAAGAAUUAUCGUUAGCGAACCUUCCUUGACACCUGGUGGACUCAGUAUUUCAAAUUAUGUCUCGAAUAAUGGUUACAGCUAUAGUACCCUCGCUGCUCAAAUCGGUCCUAAUUCAGGUGGUUCAAUCUUAAGCACUUCUGCCUACAACUACGCGGUUAUCACUGCUUCCACUUCGUCAUUCGACUCAACUUCUGGACCUGCUACACCCCCUAAUCCAAGUUACACUUUAUAUGGCGUAGCCACCGGUUCGACCAGUCCCCUUGAGACUAACACUUGGUACCAAACCGCCGCUGGCUCCGACAACUUAUUUACCAAUUGGGUAAACUCGGAUGGUACGACGUUAGAUAGACCUCAAAUCAUGUAUGAUACUGUCAAUGCCAAUUUUGUUAUAACUGGUUGUGCGACUUGCUAUCAAGCUCAAUUCCCAAAUAACAAUGCUUAUGCUGUUGAUUUCGCCAGAGCUAAAGUAACUACAUAA